GUUUUAAUCUGUUGUUUUUUAAUUCGUAUCGAGACUAUUCCCGAGGAUCUGGAGGAGGAAGAUGAGCCUGCGCUGGCCUGAGGAGGCUGUGCUGCGGGGGAGCGGGUUUCCUGCUGCGUUUCCUGUGUUUGUAAACUAGACGGAGCUGAAACGACGCGGCGGGCGCAGCAAAGUUUUAAUGCUAGAUGAGUGAGGUGGGUGUGGCUUCCCACCAGCCCGACCAUCCUGACUGACGGAUCUCUGGAUGACCUUGUCCCCACCCCUGUCCCUGCGAUCACAUAUACCACAGCAAUGUCACAUCUGCCCAGCAGCUCAGUCCGCGACCAUAUGAAAUGGGCGGGGCUGCUUGGCUGUGAAGCUGUCCUCUCCAGUAUGGCUUUGAUGCAGGCCAGUUCGAUGGCCGCUCCACCCAAAAAAAUGAUGGCUCCACUUGGCCAUGCACCGCCUCAGAGAGAGGGACCUGACCGUGCUCCCCAGGGCCAUAUGAUUCUCCCAUCGGGAAUGAGCUGUCCACCACUGCUUAUCCGGAAGGAAGGUGAAUUCCAAGCUCCUCGCUUACUGGAUGAGAAAGAGAUGAGGGCCAACGAGGACAUGCAGCAGAAAAAAAAGAACAGGAAAUCAGUAACACCCUGUAAAGUGAGAGAACAAGAGGGAAGGGGAGGGAAGGGUACAGGUGGCGAUGAGAAUGGUCCAGCAUCCAAAGUGCAGAAAAAUUUUAUCUGCGACCACUGUUAUGGAGCGUUUAGGAGUGGAUACCACCUGAAGAGACAUAUCCUCAUUCAUACAGGGGAGAAGCCGUAUGCUUGUGCCGUAUGUGACAUGAGGUUUAUUCAGCGUUACCACCUGGAGAGACACAGCCUCAUUCACACGGGAGUGAAGCCGUACGCUUGUACCAUGUGUGACAUGAGGUUUUUCCAGCGUUACCACCUGGAGAGACACAGACUCACACAUACGGGGGUGAAGCCAUACGCUUGCUCCAUGUGUGACAUGAGGUUCUUCCAACGUUACCAUCUGGCAAGACACACCCUCACACAUACUGGGGUGAAGCCAUACGCUUGCUCCAUGUGUGAUAUGAGAUUUUUUCAGCGCUACCACUUGGCAAGACACAGCCUCACCCACACGGGGGUGAAGCCAUAUGCUUGCUCAAUGUGUGACAUGAGAUUUUUCCAGAGAUACCACCUGGCAAGACACACGCUCACCCAUACGGGGGUGAAGCCAUACGCUUGCUCCAUGUGUGACAUGAGGUUCUUCCAGCGUUACCAUUUGGCAAGACACACCCUCACACAUACUGGGGUGAAGCCUUAUGCUUGCACUAUGUGUGACAUGAGGUUUAUUCAACGUUACCAACUGGAGAGACACAGUCUAACUCAUACAGGGGUGAAGCCGUACGCUUGCACCAUGUGUGACAAGAGGUUUUUUCAGCGCUACCACCUGGCGAGACACAGCCUCACUCAUAUGGGUGUGAAACCUUUUGCUUGCACCAUGUGUGACAUGAAGUUUUUUCAACGUUACCACCUGGCGAGACACAGCCUCACUCAUACGGGUGUGAAACCUUAUGCUUGCACCAUGUGUGACAAGAGGUUUUUUCAGCGCUACCACCUGGCGAGACACAGCCUCACUCAUAUGGGUGUGAAACCUUUUGCUUGUACCAUGUGUGACAUGAGGUUUGUUCAGCGUUACCACCUGGCGAGACACAGCCUCACUCAUACGGGUGUGAAACCUUAUGCUUGCACCAUGUGUGACAAGAGGUUUUUUCAGCGCUACCACCUGGCGAGACACAGCCUCACUCAUAUGGGUGUGAAACCUUUUGCUUGUACCAUGUGUGACAUGAGGUUUGUUCAGCGUUACCACCUGACGAGACACAGCCUCACUCAUACGGGGGUGAAGCCGUAUGCUUGUUCCAUGUGUGACAUGAGGUUUAUUCAGCGUAACCACCUGGAGAGACACAGCCUCACUCAUACGGGAGAGAAGCCAUUUGCAUGUGACAUGUGUGAUAUGAGGUUUAUUCAGCGCUACCACCUUGAGAGACACAAGCGUGUCCAUAGUGGGGAGAAGCCUUAUCAGUGUGAACGGUGCCAGCAGAACUUCUCACGCACAGACCGGCUGUUGCGACAUCGGCGAUUGUGCCAGGGUCGUGGCGUUGCCAAAGUAGAGAACCAGCCAUGCUGCGAACCGCGCCCGUAUCCACAAGAACCGCCACCCGCACCCCCAACCUGGAGCCCUUUGCACCCUCCUCCAGGGCGGUUGGCAGUCUGACAUUCCUCCUUCCUCACAUCUGCAGCACCACCAGAGAUGGGAAAAGCCACAGGGUUUCCUCCUUUCAACUCUGUGCAGAGUGGAGCCACAUUCUAGCACAGGCUGACCUGACAGCGCCAGUCUUGGGAUAAAUAACGGCAACAGACAUUUGUGUUUUUGUUCUUGUUCAUUUUACUGUGUUCCCCUUUUCCCCUUUCUUUUUUUUAAUGACAAAACUUUUCUGUGAUGAACAGUGGUCCUGUUUUGUACUAAAUCUAAUAGAUUUUUUUUCCUUUCCAAAAAAAAAACAGUUUUUAUUGCUCAAAAACAAAAAAAAAAAGAAAAUAAUCUGCAUUUGGUGGUACUCGUGAAGGGCACUGGGUUUUGUUUGUUCUAAUGGCCCAAUUUGACUCAAAAGAAAUGUCACUCAGGUCAAAACUGAUAAAACUGAACCUCCCCUCCAUGUAAAGCGUGGAAACCUCUCUGAUUAUCAUGUGCCGUGCAGAGUUCAGUUUCUAUUAAAUGUUAACAGAUUGUUAAUCAUCAAGACAUUUCACUAAAAGUAUUAUCUGGGUUUAUAUACUAGACUCUGAGAGGAAGGUCCAGUUUUUAUGAUUCCUUUGUGUAAAUAAUUGAAAAUGUGUAUUAUUCAGUAUGGGCUUGAGUGGUGUUUCUUUUUCCCGUGCACAAAAUGGGCCAAAAAGAAGCUUGAAUGGAGUUUGGUUCAAAUGCAGUCUGUUACCAAUGUUGCAGUUGAGUCCUGAGCAAACCCAAGUAAAAACGAGUUUAAAAAAAGAAACAGAAACAUUAAUCAAAUGAUUUUUCUCUUGUUAGGGACAGCAGCCUGAGCAACUGCUCCUUCCACAGUCAAACAUUAUGUGCUACUGUCAAUUCAUCUCUCUCUUUCUGUGUGUGUGUGUGUGUGUGUGUGUGUGUGUGUGUGUGUGUGUGUGUGUGUGUGUGUGUGUGUGUGUGUGUGUGUGUGUGUGUGUGUGUGUGUGUGUGUGUGUGUGUGUGUGUGUGUGUGUGUGUGUGUGUGUGUGUGUGUGUGUGUGUGUGUGUGUGUGUGUGUGUGUGUGUGUGUGUGUGUGUGUGUGUGUUCUCCUCUUAGAGCUUCUGAGGGGAAACGAGGAUGCCGGUUGGCCACCUGUAGUCCCACUAUGUUUGUACAGAUCGUCACAUUGUGAGAUUAACAUCGGUAUACAAAAUCUUGUGGCCUUAGUACGGUUCUUUUUUUUUAUUUCCCUGUUGCCUUUUUUAUUUCUUUUCAGUUUUCUCAUUGUGGGUCAUAUGCAUUUACCAGACUUUAAUCAUCUUGUUUUUUUUAAAUCCUAAAGUUCAUGGUUACUGAGUAUGAGUUCAGUGGCGCUAACACAGACUAAUGUGUUCUUCUGUUGAGAGGUCAUCUUUGUAAUGAAAAUGAGUAUUUUAGGUCAUUGUUACUGCUAACAUUGUAACACGGUAUGUAAUCCUGAAGGAGUUCCCGGGGAGUUUUGACAGUUGUCGUGAGAAAAGUCGGUAGUGCUAAAUGGUUUCCCAUUGCAGUGCUUUGGCCAUAGCGGAGCCGACUCCUGCGUGACUCUGCUGUACACAAAAAAUGCCUUUUCAUCCAGAUAUUAUGUGGUUUCUGUAUAAAAAUGGAUGUCUUUCAUGUCAUUGGGUUUAGCCUUAAGUUAGUUUCAGAUGCACAGGUUAUUAAUGUACUAAAUGACGUAACGCUGGGUUACUUUUGACUUGAGAUGAAUUUAUUUCAUGUGGAAGUGUUUUUGUUUUUUUGUUUUUUUUUUUGGGUUAAUUCGGCAGACAAACGGCUGAUGAGAGCCAAUUUGUCGUAUGUUGAUUUUCUCAAACUUGGUCCUCUGUUACUGAUGAACUCGUGAUCACGUCUUUGUGUUGGGUAACCCUGAAGUGGGAGUGCAAAGCAAGAACAGUCUGUGGGGAAUUAGAGUUUCAAGCCUUUGACAAAUUGUGGAGAUGGAGUCCCACAGGGCAUUUUCUGAUCUCUGAAAUAUGUCAAUAACAAACGGUCACAUACAUCACAGAUGAGUGGCAGAAUACUGACUAAAGUGACAUUUUACCAAAAGUAGUACUGGGAAGUAAUCUUUAAAAUCGUCAGAUCAGGUCAAAGGAAAGUUGUAUAAUGGCUGAAGUGUACACAAAGAAGGGAUAGAGGUUUCAUUUAUUUUAUUUUCUAAUGGAGUGAAGUUAAACUUUGUUGGCAGCAGUUGGGCCAAGUUUGAGAAAUUCAAUUUUUUGGUUUCCAAAACACUAUUCCCCAUCUGUGGAAGGGACACUGCUGGUGUGAGCACAUGCUGAAAAGGGCAAUACAGUAUAUAGUUUUUGUCACUUGUUAAUACAUUUGUCAUUUAUUGUUUCUAGUAUCAUUUUCAUUGUUAAAUGUAAUAGAAUCAUUUGUUGUAAGAUUGAGUUUUAAUUUUGUUUCCAGGCGGAUCAAAGGAAGGAUUUGUCUGAGAGUUUCUCAUUUUGAUGAUUGUUUUAAGGACCUUUUUUAUUCUGAUGAAAUUGUACACUGGAGUGAAAGGAAAAAAGACAAAAAAGAGAUUUGGAUAUUUUUUUUUUCCCUUCAAUCUGUUUAGAUUUUAGACAAAGCCUUUUUCUCCUCAACUGGACACAAGGUGGACAGAACAAUUUGGAUCAGUACACUUGGGAGCCCAGUAUGUUCUGUAAAUUUGACAUUAGAGGAUGUAGUACCACAAGAAAUUGUUUUCUUUCUUAUACAAAAUCCCUGGUAUUUGUAGUAAAUUAUAUUGAUAACGGUAUUAGAUGAACAACAGCAUAACAGUAGCUAUCACAGAUUAGUUGUUUUCUUUAUUAGUCUUGCAUGCAGAGUUAUGGUCCUCAGUUAAGAUAGGAUCUUGAUAUUGAUUAUUUUAUGUAGGAAAAAUGAGUGCAUAAGUACUUCCUAAAAAUGUUACACUGAUUAUUGUAAAAUGGGCUAACUAAUAUGUACCCUCGUGAUCCAAUUAGUUUCAGCUAUAUGAAAAACAGAGGAGAGGCUUCUUACUAUUAUGCUAAAAUAAAGAAUUUGUAAAGGA
Cololabis saira (Pacific saury) is the source of this 5291-nucleotide messenger RNA. RefSeq names its product zinc finger protein 740a (gene znf740a). The transcript is spliced from 21 exons. The coding region runs from base 292 to 2256 and encodes 654 amino acids. Gene Ontology annotation, molecular function: RNA polymerase II cis-regulatory region sequence-specific DNA binding; DNA-binding transcription factor activity, RNA polymerase II-specific. Gene Ontology annotation, biological process: regulation of cytokine production; regulation of immune system process; negative regulation of transcription by RNA polymerase II. Lineage: Eukaryota; Metazoa; Chordata; Actinopteri; Beloniformes; Belonidae. The record is from RefSeq and is a predicted model, not a curated record. Gene Ontology annotation, cellular component: nucleus.